Messenger RNA from Anopheles aquasalis, 297 nucleotides. RefSeq names its product cx9C motif-containing protein 4. Gene Ontology annotation, cellular component: mitochondrial intermembrane space. Lineage: Eukaryota; Metazoa; Arthropoda; Insecta; Diptera; Culicidae. The record is from RefSeq and is a predicted model, not a curated record.
UCGAGUCUUCUAGUGGCCAGCAAAAGUUUUCGGGACCGGCAAAAUUUUCUGUGUUUCAUGUCCAAAAGUAAACCCAAGGAUCCGUGCAAGGUAGCUGCGUGCCGCAUACAAACCUGCCUAAAAGAACACGACUUUGAUGAGGUAAAGUGCUACGAUGUUAUCGAAGAUAUGCGCCAGUGUUGUCUGAAGUGGCAUAAAGUAUCGCUUUGCUGUUCCGGAAUACAGCUGGACCGAGAUUACAAGGCGGAGAAGAUAGCUGCGGAGAACGAGCGACGCCAGAAGCUGGCCGGCAAGUAG